CCCGGGCUCGGUCCCCAGCUCCCUCCUCUCUCCACCUUGGUCGGGUACCGGAAGGUCCAAGCCGCUGCCGGGUGCCCGAGUGCCAUCGUGGCCGCCGCCACGGGUCCUGAUGGAGCCGCCGAAUCUCUAUCCGGUGAAGCUCUACGUGUACGACCUGUCCAAGGGCUUGGCCCGGAGGCUCAGCCCCAUCAUGCUGGGGAAGCAACUGGAAGGCAUCUGGCACACCUCUAUAGUUGUACACAAGGAUGAGUUCUUCUUCGGCAGUGGCGGUAUUUCCAGCUGUCCCCCGGGAGGGACAUUGCUUGGGCCUCCAGACACUGUGGUUGAUGUGGGGAACACAGAAGUCACAGAAGAAAUCUUUCUGGAAUACCUGUCCUCCCUGGGGGAAUCUCUGUUCCGAGGAGAAGCCUACAACCUCUUUGAGCACAACUGUAACACCUUUAGCAAUGAAGUGGCGCAGUUCCUGACUGGGCGGAAGAUCCCUUCUUACAUCACUGACCUGCCCUCUGAAGUUCUCUCCACGCCCUUUGGACAAGCACUUCGACCCUUCCUGGACUCCAUCCAGAUCCAGCCUCCUGGAGGGAACUCUGUGGGCAGACCCAAUGGCCAGAGCUAACAGGACUGCACGGGACUGCCUGCCCCUCCAGGAAUUUUCCUUUUUAAACAAAACAAACCCUACCAGAUUUCUAUUUUAUAAUUUUACAUCAGAGCUAAUGGGGACGGCUUUUUAAAUUUCCCAGGGAAAGAGCUUGUCGGGCUGCACGUAGGACAGUGCUCCUGAGAACAGAACAAAUGCCAUCCCUUCUAAUAGUAUUAUACUAAUUGAUUAAGGCUG
Molecule: messenger RNA, 835 nt
Organism: Peromyscus eremicus (cactus mouse)
Lineage: Eukaryota; Metazoa; Chordata; Mammalia; Rodentia; Cricetidae
Gene: Desi1
Product: desumoylating isopeptidase 1
Exons: 6
Coding region: 110-616 (168 amino acids)
Biological process (GO): protein modification by small protein removal
Molecular function (GO): peptidase activity
Source: RefSeq, a predicted model, not a curated record